GAGAAAACUGAUCACAGUAACCGAUCUUUGUUUUACUCUUAGUCAUUUCAUAAUGAGUUGUUAUUCUCUGAAACUAUUUUAUGCACUUUUGCUGCUUUUAUUGCAUGCUGUAGUAUCCAUUCUUGGAUUCAACAGCCUUCCCAAUAGCGCAGAAAUUAAGUGCAUUGAGAGUGAGAGACAAGCACUCCUCAACUUCAAACAUGGCCUCAAAGAUGAAACUGGCAUGCUGUCUACAUGGAGGGACGAUGGCAAUAACAGAGACUGUUGCAAAUGGAAAGGCAUUCAAUGCAACAAUCAAACUGGUCAUGUUGAGAUGCUUCAUCUCCGUGGUCAUGAUACACAAUAUUUGAUAGGUGCAAUCAAUAUCUCUUCAUUGAUUGCCCUUGAAAAUAUUGAACACUUGGAUCUCAGCUAUAAUGAUUUUGAAGUGAGUCAUAUCCCAGAACUCAUGGGCUUGUUCACCAACUUAAGAUAUCUCAAUCUCUCUGCUUCUUCAUUUGGUGGGAGUAUUCCUUCUGAUAUUGGAAAGCUUACACAUUUACUGUCUCUUGAUCUAGGUAAGAAUCUUUAUCUCCAUGGACAAAUCCCUUAUCAACUUGGAAACCUUACACAUUUACAAUAUCUUGAUCUAAGUGAUAAUGAUCUAGAAGGGGAACUCCCUUAUCAACUUGGAAAUCUCUCACAGUUGAGGUAUCUUGAUCUAUGUAACAAUUUUUAUCUCCAUGGACAAAUCCCUUAUCAACUUGGAAACCUUACACAUUUACAAUAUCUUGAUCUAAGUGAUAAUGAUCUAGAUGGGGAACUCCCUUAUCAACUUGGAAAUCUCUCACAGUUGAGGUAUCUUAAUCUAGGUAACAAUCUUUAUCUCCAUGGACAAAUCCCUUAUCAACUUGGAAUCCUUACACAUUUACAAUAUCUUGAUCUAAGUGAUAAUGAUCUAGAUGGGGAACUCCCUUAUCAACUUGGAAAUCUCUCACAGUUGAGGUAUCUUGAUCUUGCGAGGCGGAAUUCAUUUUCGGGAGCACUCCCUUUCCAAGUUGGGAAACUUCCUUUGUUGCACACUCUUGGACUUGGUGGCAAUUUUGAUGUGAAAUCUAAGGAUGCAGAAUGGUUGACUAAUCUUUCUUCCUUGACAAAACUUAAGCUAAGUUCACUACACAACCUUUCCUCUUCUCAUCACUGGCUACAAAUGAUCAGCAAGCUUAUUCCAAGCUUAAGAGAGUUGAGGCUAUUUGAUUGUUCUCUUUCAGAUACAAAUAUUCAAUCUCUGUUUUAUUCACCUUCCAACCUUUCCACUGCUCUUACCAUCCUUGAUCUUUCUUCAAAUAAGCUCACAUCCUCAACAUUUCAACUGUUGUCAAACUUUCCUUCUCUUGUUAUCCUUGACCUUUCCUAUAAUAAUAUGUCAUCAUCAGUCUUUCAAGGUGGUUUCAACUUCAGCUCAAAACUUCAAAAUCUGGAUUUGCAAAAUUGUAGUCUUACGGAUGGAAGUUUUCUUAUGUCAUCUUCUUUCAUUAUGAGUUCUUCAUCUUCUCUUGUUUCCCUUGAUCUCUCCUCAAAUCUGUUGAAAUCAUCAACUAUAUUUUACUGGCUCUUUAACUCCACCACCAAUCUUCAUGAGCUUUCCCUUGAUCAUAACAUGUUGGAAGGUCCCAUUCCAGAUGGAUUUGGGAAAGUAAUGAACUCUCUUGAAGUUCUUGACCUAUCCGAUAACAAACUGCAAGGCGAGAUUCCAUCUUUCUUUGGUAACAUGUGCGCAUUGCAGAGUUUAGACCUCUCAAAUAACAAGUUGAACGGGGAAUUUUCUAGCUUCUUCCGAAAUUCUUCAUGGUGCAACAGACACAUAUUUAAGAGCUUGUAUUUAUCUUAUAACCGGUUGACUGGCAUGUUACCUAAAAGCAUUGGAUUGCUAUCAGAGUUGGAGUAUCUUUACUUGGCUGGGAAUUCUUUGGAGGGUGACGUCACUGAAUCCCAUCUUUCUAAUUUUUCCAAAUUAAAAUACUUGCGGCUAUCAGAGAACUCAUUGUCUCUGAAAUUCGUCCCGAGUUGGGUUCCUCCAUUCCAAUUAAUACACUUGGGACUCCGUUCUUGCGAGUUGGGCCCCACUUUUCCUAGUUGGCUCAAGACUCAAAGUUCGUUGUAUGAGCUUGAUAUUUCUGAUAACGGGAUUAAUGACUCUGUACCAGACUGGUUUUGGAAUAACUUGGAAUAUAUGGCAUACUUAAAUAUGUCUUUCAAUUAUAUCAUUGGUGCAAUUCCUAAUAUAUCGUGUAAGCUUCCUUACAGACCAUUUAUACUUCUGAAUUCAAAUCAGUUUGAGGGUAAAAUUCCGUCAUUUUUACUACAAGCUUCUGGGCUGAUGCUCUCUGAAAAUAAUUUUUCAGAUUUGUUUUCAUUCUUAUGUGACCAAAGCACAGCUGCAAAAUUUGCCAUAUUAGAUGUAUCACACAAUCAAAUAAAGGGGCAACUCCCAGAUUGUUGGAAAUCAGUAAAGCAAUUACUGUUUCUUGAUUUAAGUAACAAUAAAUUGUCAGGGAAGAUUCCUAUGUCCAUGGGCGCCCUUGUUAAUAUGGAAGCCUUGGUUUUACGAAACAAUAGUUUGAUGGGUGAGUUGCCUUCUUCUUUGAAGAAUUGCAGCAGUUUAUUUAUGCUGGACCUGAGUGAAAAUAUGUUGUCGGGUUCAAUACCAUCAUGGAUUGGAGAAAGUAUGCAGCAAUUGAUAAUCCUGAAGAUGCGAGGAAAUCACCUCUCAGGAAAUCUGCCCAUUCAUCUCUGUUAUUUGAAGCGUAUUCAAUUGUUGGAUCUUUCAAGGAAUAACUUGUCAAGUGGAAUUCCAUCAUGCUUAAAGAAUUUGACUGCAAUGUCUGAACAGACCAUCAACUCAUGGGACACUAUGUCUCAUAUUUAUUGGUAUAAUAACACUUACAUUGAAAUUUAUGGUGGUUACUCAUUGGGAGGUUAUACGCUUGACAUAACAUGGAUGUGGAAAGGUGUGGAACGGGGGUUCAAGGAUCCAGAGUUAGAACUCAAAAGCAUUGAUCUUUCCUGUAACAAUUUAACGGGUGAAAUACCAAAUGAGGUUGGAUAUUUGCUUGGGUUAGUUUCUUUGAAUCUAUCAAGAAACAAUUUGAGUGGAGAAAUUCCUUCUCAGAUUGGGAAUUUAGGUUCACUAGAAUCACUUGACUUGUCAAGAAAUCACAUCUCUGGGAGAAUUCCUUCUUCUCUUUCUGAAAUUGAUUAUUUGCAAAAAUUAGACUUGUCACACAACUCUCUUUCUGGAAGAAUCCCAUCAGGAAGACAUUUUGAAACCUUUGAAGCCUCUAGUUUUGAAGGAAACAUUGAUCUUUGUGGCGAACAACUUAACAAAACUUGUCCUGGGGAUGGAGAUCAGACAACAGCAGAGCAUCAAGAACCAGCAGUCAAAGGUGAUGAUUCAGUUUUCUAUGAGGGAUUAUACAUGAGCUUGGGGAUUGGAUACUUCACUGGAUUUUGGGGCUUAUUAGGGCCAUUACUACUGUGGCGUCCUUGGAGAAUUGCUUACAAGAGGUUUCUGAACAGAUUAACAGACUAUGUAUAUGUAUGCUUAUGGUGAAUGUGGGAAGUGUUGCUUAUCGCUCCAAUGCAAAUAGAUGUGCUGCGCGCUUCUGAUCAGAGAAGAAAGCAUUGUUGACUGCUACAAGUGCGAAAUAUUUCUUUAGUAUAUGAGUUUACAAUGUUUUGUAUUUAAGUAAUGAACUGCAAAAUCUUGUUUCCAGAAACUUAGUAUGCUAUUGUUGUAUUUUAUUGUAUAAUAUAUUUGUAACGCUGUUUAUUUUUCAUUAUUGUGCUU
Molecule: messenger RNA, 3829 nt
Organism: Glycine soja
Lineage: Eukaryota; Viridiplantae; Streptophyta; Magnoliopsida; Fabales; Fabaceae
Product: receptor-like protein EIX2
Exons: 3
Coding region: 53-3592 (1179 amino acids)
Molecular function (GO): protein binding
Source: RefSeq, a predicted model, not a curated record